This is a messenger RNA of Sebastes umbrosus (honeycomb rockfish), 3938 nucleotides long. Its product is annotated as sodium-dependent neutral amino acid transporter B(0)AT2-like. The transcript is spliced from 12 exons. Gene Ontology annotation, biological process: sodium ion transmembrane transport. The record is from RefSeq and is a predicted model, not a curated record. Gene Ontology annotation, cellular component: membrane. Bases 112 to 2097 code for a protein of 661 amino acids. NCBI's taxonomy places the organism in Eukaryota, Metazoa, Chordata, Actinopteri, Perciformes, Sebastidae.
GGCGGAGUCAGGUGAAGCAGCAGCAAAGCGAGGAGGAGGUCGCCACUUGACUUUGGUUUUUUAAGGACAUCUGAAAACUUCUCAAGGAUUUCUAUCAUUACAUACAGUAAGAUGGAGAAGCAGCCCCUGCCAACUGACGAUGACAGGACAGGAACCACAGAGUCGGAGAUCGACGGUUACGCCGCUGAGGAGAACCAGCAGGACUCGUCUGAGCCUGUCGCUCGAGCAGGGUGGAACAGUAAAAUAGAGUAUUUUUUGGCUCAGGUUGGAUUCAGCGUCGGGCUCGGCAACGUCUGGAGGUUUCCAUAUUUAUGCCAUCAAAAUGGAGGGGGAGCUUUCCUCCUCCUGUACGUGCUGCUGAUGCUGGUUGUGGGGAUUCCCUUGUUCUUCCUGGAGCUGGCGGCCGGUCAGGCCAUCCGACAGGGCAGCAUCGGAGUGUGGAAGUUCAUCUCCCCCAGGCUGGAAGGGAUCGGCUACUCCAGCUGUGUGGUGUGUUUCUUCGUGGCUCUCUACUACAACGUGAUCCUUGCAUGGAGUCUUUUCUAUCUUGGGAGCUCGUUCCAGCACCCUUUACCUUGGGAACAGUGUCCAGAACAGGGGAAUGUAACAGUAAAAGAAUGUGAAAAGAGCUCCCCCACAUCAUAUUUCUGGUACCGCAAAGCUUUGGAUAUCACAGACUCGAUAGAUGAGACGGGUUCUUUCAACCCUUACAUCGUGUGCUGUCUGCUGGCGGCCUGGACCAUCGUGUGCCUGGGGAUGUUCAAGGGUAUCAAGUCUUCUGUCAAGGUUAUGUACUUCUCCUCCGUCUUCCCCUACGUGGUGCUGUUCUGCUUCCUCGUCCGAGGGCUCCUGCUGGACGGGGCCUGGGAGGGAAUCACCUAUAUGUUCUACCCCAAGCUGGAAAUCUGGGGAAACGUGCAGGUGUGGCGGCAGGCAGCCACGCAGGUCUUCUUCGCUUUAGGUCUUGGCUUCGGGUCCAUUAUCGCCUACUCCUCCUACAAUCCCAAGAACAACAACUGCCACCGCGACGCCUUCACCGUCGCCACCAUAAACUUCCUCACAUCUGUGCUGGCCACUCUGGUGGUGUUCGCCGUGCUCGGCUUCCGCGCCAAAGACAAGACCAUGGCAUGUGUGGUCAGUAAUAUGAAGGAGUUAUCAGAGCAGUUUCUCAGCGGUAAUUUGGACACAAACCUGAUGCCAAAGUUCAACUAUUCUGAUCCUAGCUCUGUGGCUCUGGAGGACUACAGGUCCUGGUUUGAACAGUAUGGAAAUCAGGUCCCUGGCAAUUUAACAGACUGUGACCUGGAAAAACAGAUGCAGCAGGGCGUGGAGGGCACAGGCCUUGCUUUUAUUGCCUUCACCGAGGCCAUGUCGCUCCUGCCCGGCAGCCCCUUCUGGUCAGCGCUCUUCUUCCUCAUGCUGCUCAACUUAGGGCUCAGCACCAUGUUUGGCACUAUGGAGGGCAUCCUCGCCCCGCUCACUGACCGCUUCAAAAUUCUGGCCAACAACAAAACCAAAUUCACGAUUUUCAGCUGCCUCAUCGGCUUUCUAAUCGGCCUGCUCUUCACCCAGCGAUGUGGGAACUACUUUGUGACGAUGUUCGAUGAUUACUCCGCCACGCUGCCCCUCAUCAUUGUGGUGGUUUUUGAGGCCAUCAGUGUGUCUUGGCUGUAUGGAGCUGAUAGGUUCCUUGAUGACUGUGAGGCAAUGCUGGGCUGGCGUCCCUAUGUGAUUUACAAAUACCUGUGGAAAUACAUCUGCCCGUUGGCUAUGAUUGGGCUGCUGGGCGCCACCACCAUUCGCAUAUUCAUCAAACGCCCCACUUAUCUGGCAUGGAACCAAGAGAAGGCUUCUGAGGAGUACCUGGAGUACCCGGGCUGGGCUCUGGCUGUUAUGGCUCUUCUUAUCAUAUUUGCUAUGAUGCCCGUCCCAGUGGGCUUGAUCCACGCUGUUCUGCAGGACAGAACAAGGCGAACAGCCAGAGAUACAGAGACUGGUCAGUACAGCGUUGUUAGCACCGAUGACAUGUGUGAUUCUCCCAUGACUGACAUGUCAGAACUGGACCGAACGAACGGGACCGCUGCUUCCUUCUCCUAAACGCGGGACAUGAUGUUACACAUGACUUGUCAACAUUUCAGUGGGCCAUUUUGAAGGACAAUUGAAUUAUCUCACAGCUUUAAGUGGGAAAAUGGGGGCAAAAGAUUCCUUAUUUUAAUAUUUAAAACAUUUUUCCACUUCUUUUUUUUUUUUACUGAAGUCCAUCCAAAGUAUCCAGAGAACAAUACUUUAAAAAAAUACUACUGCUCCAACAAGAACAACGUAAACAAAAGUUUGUACAAUGGAAAAUAUGGAACAAAUAACUUAUUGCUGCGUGGUAAAACAAGGUAGAAUAACUGUUGAUUGUUACAGAGUUGUUGUCCAAAUGAGCAAAAAAAAACAAUGUGUUUUCAGUAUAUGUAUAUUUGUCGUCCAUUUAUCUUUAAAUAUCUUACAUGUUUCACCUUUUUAUAAAAGCACUCUUAUGUGAGAUUCACCAUCGUUUCAAGAAUCCAUACAUGCCACUAUGGCAAUGAAAAGUUAUCAUCAUCUUACCAAAAGGUUCAAAAGUCUCUGUUGCAUGUGUUUAAAGCUCUUGUUUGUUUUUUACCUUUUUAUAAUGCACUCUUUUACAGCACAGUGAAUGUGACAAUUGUUACGGAAAUUGUUUUAGGCUGAUUUGAGUUGGAGUUACAACAAAAAAAGCUGAGCCUGAAUUAAAACUGAAUCUGUGUGUAAGGCAACAAGAGGUACAAUGCAUACUGUUACAUCAGGAAAGAGCUAAUUCAGCUAUGUUGAGAUUUGUGACAGUAUUAAUGCUAUUCACUACACAGAAGCCAUUCGACCAUGUUUACAGCAACAAAAAAAAAAAAACAGAGUCACUGAUUUGGUUGUACAGUUUGAUAUUAUACUGUAGGUAUAUUGUAAUUCAUACAGGUAAUGGUAUGUUAACAUUCUCUGUUCAAACCAACCUGAAAUCCCUCCGCUGUUACACAGCAUCAGAGCAUUCGGUUUUACGGUGAUUGUUAUUUUAAGAUCACUGUUGUUUUUUUAUUGGUAAAAAAUAUCAAGUCAGGCUCUGAAACGUGUAAAUUUCCAUCAUCCUGUCGUGUUGAUUUCUGUGAUUUCAGACAAAACCAGUCUAUCAAUCAUUGGCACAAGGACUGUUGGCAGCCUACUGCCUGAUCUUAGCCGGUUUGUCAAGUGACAGCAUGGUACAGAUAUUAAGGUAAACCCUUAUUUGUAAUGUAAAUAUGUAAAUAGUGCAAGUAGAAACUCUUCAAGAAAAUCAUUUUUCUGUCAUUUGUUAUUUGUAAAUUGGAAAUUUGCAUGAUACGUUUUUGUUUUCUUAAGCUCACGUUUAGGAGGAAACAAGUUGCAUGUUGGAUUAAACAGGCUGGACAAAGACCACUGACCAGACAACGUAGUCCUUUACUUCAGAGUUAAAGGAACAGUGUGUAACAUUUAGGGGGCUCUAUUAGCAGAAAUGGAAUAUAAUAUUCAUAUUGUUUUCAUUAGUGUAUAAUCACCUGAAACUGCUGGUGAUGCCACUAAAUCCUACACACUGCUCCUUUAAGUGAAGACUAUGAUGUAAUUUAUGUGUUUAUUUUGUAAAAAUACUUUUUUAAACUUACAUUUUCAGUGGGUUACUAUCAACAUGAAUUGAACUCAUGCUGUUUUGUUUGUAUAUUUACCAAAACUAAGUGCCUUCAGAUUGAAUUAGGCUGAUGAUGAUGAUGAUGUUAAAGGCAUUCCAGCAUAUGUAUAGUUUUAAAGACAUUUCUUUUGAUAGAUUUCACUUUUCAAUUGUGUAUUUAGUCUGUGGUCUGUAUAAAAUGAGUUUUUAAGAAAAUGUAAUAUGUAAUAUAUUUUUGCCCUUUUAUUAAAGCAUUACAGCAUUA